GCUGGGCCACCUUCAGGAGGGCCUGGCUUUUCUGGCUUGGCUCCUGACUCCUGCAGCCUCUCUCCGGGCCUCAGAGCUACUCUAGAGGGCAGGUGAGAGUGGGGCCAGCUGCGGUUGGCCCCCAGGAAAGCACAGAGCCAGCUUCUAGCGGGAGGCAGUGGGCAAGGUUGGGGAGCUGAGGGAGAGACCAGGGGCCUGGGGCUUGGGUAAGUGUUUGAGCUGGGGUGGCCAAGAGUUCCCCUGGCAGGAGGUUGUCCGGUCACUCCUUCCCUGAGAGGAGGGUAUGUAGAGGCUGAGAGGUCAGGUACGCUGGGUCCGAAUCUGGCUCUGCCACCUCCCGUGAACAAAUCCUUAAUCACAUGGGAUGUUGUCGUUAGUUACCAUGGAGUCGAUUCUGACUCAUGGCUACCCCAUGUGUUACAGAGUAGAACGGCUCCAUAGGGCUUUCAAGGCUAUGACAUUUUAGAAGCAGAUCACCAGGCCUAUCUUCUUCUUUUUUUUUUAAUUAAUUUUUAUUAAGCUUCAAGUGAACAUUUACCAUCCCAAUCAGUCUGUCACAUGUAGGUUUACAUACAUCUUACUCCCUUCUCCCACUUGCUCUCCCCCUAUUGAGUCAGCCCUUUCAGUCUCUCGUUUCGUGCCAAUUUUGCCAUCUUCCCUCUCUCUCUAUCUUCCCAUCCCCCCUCCAGUCAAGAGUUGCCAACACACUCUCCAGUGUCCACCUAACUUAAUUGGCUCACUCUUCAUCAGCAUCUCUCUCCCCCCCGCUGACCAGUCCUUUUCAUACCAGGCCUAUCUUCUGAGGUACCUCUCAGUGGGUUUGAACUGCCAACCUUUUGGCUAGUAAUGAAGGUCUUAACCAUUUGUACCCUAUAGGGACUCCUUACAAAAUGGGAUAACAGAAACAAAAACAAAAACAAAAAAACCUGUUACCUCAAGUCGAUUCCAACUCAUAGCCACCCGAUAGGGAGAGUUAACAAUAAGGUGUAAGGAAGAUGAACUGAGACACACGUAAAUGUGGCCUAAGUGUUGACGGGUGUGAGUUCUUUCCUCAGUUUGGCGUGUAGGUACAGAGAAGCAGCCCUGGGGAAGGAGCCAGCAGUAUUGGGGGUUAGUUUUCACCUCUGCGGUGGCCCCGUGGGGACCUGGGGCAGGCGCUGAGCCCUUUGGAGGGCUGGGCUGAUGACCCCCUUGUGCUUUCUUCCCAGGCCCCCCAGGGGUCACCCCACAGCAACAUGAUGGGGAAACUCCCCCUAGGGGUUGUCUCCCCUCAUGUGAAGAUGAGUUCGGGGGGCUGCUCGGAUCCCCUGAAAUUCUACGCCACCAGCUACUCCACGGCCUACGGUCGGGAGGAGUUCAAGCCUCGAAUGGGCAGCCACAUAGGCACAGGCUACAAGUCCAAUUACCGGCCCCUGGUCUCAUAUCAAGCCAAUCUCAAUGCCCUGGACAGCCCAGCCAUGGGGGAACAAGUCCGGAACAAUCUCCAAACAGUGACCAGUCAGAGUUACCGCCCGUUAGCGGUGCCUGAUGGCAAGGACCCACUGCCCUGGAACAUGCACCAGACCUGCUCUGGCUAUGGGCGGGAGAAGGCCAACACAGGGCCCUCCACCAAGGAGGUCAAAAAGGUCCAUUUUGACACCCAGGAGCACGGGGCCCACAGCAUCACGGGGCUGGAGCCCAAGGUGGUGCCACUGCUCCACCAGCAGCAGGGCAAGGGCUCCAUGGAGUGGGAGAACGCCCGACACGGCCCUCGAUUCAUGACAUCUGAGUACAACUCCAGGUAUCUCAACGAGCCCUCCAACCAGCCAGAUCUCUUGCAGAAGACAUCAAUUGGUGCCAAGGAGGAGACUGGCUUCACAGAAGAGUCCACCAAGAACCCCAUUGUCUUCAAGCCGCCCUCCCAGACCCUUCCUGGGGACCCUACUCUUCUCCCGGGCAGGAGUGUUACUAAGUCAGACUUCCUUCCCAUGACCCACUCUCGUGGAGAUGAGUUCCUACCUGGGUUGACCAGAGGCUCUGAGCGAGGGACAGGCUUCAGCCGAGUGAAUGAAAAGAUUCUGAACCCCAGAGCUCCCCCUCCCGGCCUGGAACCCAGCAGCAUGAGCCACUGGCAAUUCCAGCCACCCCAGCGGAUGCAACAGACCAAUGUCGCCAUGCUUGGCCGGGAGACUGUGGGGAAAAAAGAGCCCACAGGGUUCAGCUUAAACAACCCCAGCUAUGUCCGGAGCUCCUAUGACCCCGACAUGGAUAAUCAGUAUCUGACCACCUAUAACCAAAGGUACUUUGAGAAUAUUCCCAAGGGUCUAGACCGGGAAGGCUGGACUCGAGGUAGCAUCCAGCCCCAGAAGCCGGGAGGCUAUGCCCUCAACCAGCCAGUCACCCGCAUGGAGCCCACCCCCAACCCCACGGAGAGCCUGCAGCGCCUGUACCCCGAAGUGGGAAGAACCCUGACCAGCAUAGACCACUUCUAUCGAGACACGCCUCACAGCAGUCGCUUCACCCCGCCCAGCUGAGCUGAGGACUGGGUUUGCCACCUCAACAGAACAGGAGCCAGGCUACUGUUUCCAGUCCCCACCCCACCCCCCACUGGGAGUCCCCAGCUACUUUCCAAAUGAAAUAAAG
Molecule: messenger RNA, 2622 nt
Organism: Loxodonta africana (African savanna elephant)
Lineage: Eukaryota; Metazoa; Chordata; Mammalia; Proboscidea; Elephantidae
Gene: SAXO4
Product: stabilizer of axonemal microtubules 4
Exons: 13
Coding region: 1236-2513 (425 amino acids)
Molecular function (GO): phosphatase binding
Source: RefSeq, a predicted model, not a curated record